Messenger RNA from Lepidothrix coronata (blue-crowned manakin), 5531 nucleotides. RefSeq names its product katanin regulatory subunit B1 like 1 (gene KATNBL1). Gene Ontology annotation, cellular component: nucleolus. Gene Ontology annotation, molecular function: microtubule binding. The record is from RefSeq and is a predicted model, not a curated record. Lineage: Eukaryota; Metazoa; Chordata; Aves; Passeriformes; Pipridae. The transcript has 10 exons. Bases 179 to 1090 code for a protein of 303 amino acids.
GUGCGGUGCCCCCAGCUUCCGCGAGCGAGAUCUGGCACUUUGGGCGUUCUCUAAGAUGGGGCCAUGAGCCCCAGCACGGAACAGGCGUGUACAGAGGCAGAUACGUGCCAGGAGAGCGAGGAAAGCUCCCGUGCUGCAGAGAAAGGGAAGACAACAAGCUGGGUGGAUUUGAGAGAUUAUGGCAUCUGAAGCUCACAAUGUUAAAAACCAGAAACUAUUGCAUAUCGAAGGUCAUCCCAUUGAUCUCCGCAGAAAAGGAAUCUCUUCUUCCACUAAAAAGAUCAUGAAGGAGGGUAAGAAAUCUCCAAAACAGCUGGCUUCAUACACAAACAGAAUAACGGUUGGAAAAACGGUGACCAGUCCCCUCUCUCUUUUCAAAGUGGUAUAUUGUAAAAGAAAAGUUCAUUGUUAUACUCCAAAGCCUUGUUACAGAAAGAAACUGUGCCCUAAAUCUAGGGGCCGUGACAUGGCAAAUAAAGAAAAUGAACUGGCUUGUGCAGGGAAUCUGCCAACAAAACUUCACAACAGUCGUACACACUUGCUAAAUUCUAGUGACUCUGGCUCAUCUCAAACAGAAGGCCCCUCCUCCAAAUACAGUGGAUUUUUUUCAGAGGUUUCUCAGGACCAUGAAACUAUGGCUCAAGUUCUUUUCAGCAGGAAUCUGAGGCUGAAUGUAGCUUUAACCUUCUGGAGAAGGAGAAGUAUAAGUGAACUGGUAGCCUACUUAGUGAGGAUACAAGAUCUUGGAGUAGUAGUAGACUGCCUUCCUGUUCUUACAAACAGUUUACAGGAAGAAAAAGCAUAUGUUUCAGUUGGCUGCUGUGUAGAUCUUUUGCCUUUAGUGAAGUCUCUGCUUAAAAGCAAAUACGAAGAAUAUGUGAUAGUUGGUUUAAACUGGCUUCAGGCUGUCAUUAAAAGAUGGUGGUCAGAACUAUCUGCACAUACAGAAAAGGCAGAGGAUGGGAAUAUUCAUAUUUUAAAACAACAGCUGAGUGUUUUAUGGGAACAGGAGAAUCAUCUUACUAUGGUUCCAGGAUAUACUGGUAGUAUAGCUAAGGAUGUAAAUGCUUAUUUAUUACAGCUACACUGACAUGAUUGAGAAACUAUGUGUGCUCAUGUGGUGAAACAAUCCCCUAAAGUAUCCCUGAAAUACGUACAGAAAGCCUUUUGAGAAAUACUGGCAGAAGAGAACUGAACUGUCAAGCUGUUUAAUGAAACCACUAACAAAAUCCUAGCAAUCUACUUCACAUUGAAGUGGAAAAAUGUCUAGUAGGAGCAACUUUUACUUCAGUGAGGUGAAAGUGCGCUAUGAAAACUGUAUGCCUUUGCUGCAUUUGGGAUUCACUCAAUUACUAGGUAUUCAUUUAAAUGCUACUGUAUUUUCCUACAACAUCGCAUAAAAGAAGAUGAAUUAUACUGUCAUGAAGGCAAGACAGCAGAACCAGUUAUAAGGAACCAACAAAAGCAAUCAGCAUUAAGAGCUUUUAAAUGUCUCUUUCACAAGAGAACUCCAAAAUGCACAACUAUCUUCCAAUUACAUUAAAAAAACCCCAUCUUUGGGAUAUUCAGUUACUUCUAUGUUUUAAUCAAAUUAUUAAAGACAGUUUUUGUUUGCACUAAAUAGAAACUAUACAGCAAAGAUGCCUUAAUUACUAGUGUUUUGAAAAGCCAAUGUGUUAAGAUGCAAAUAGCUAUUAUGUUCAUGAUUGUGAUGAAAAAUGACAAAAAUCAGGGUUUCACAUUGUGUAGUUAAUGAAAUAUUGCACAUAUACAAAGAUUCAUGUAUGAAAAAAUAUUAUAAAUACCUGAAGUUAAGCUUGGAUAAACAGUUAUUGCAAAUGUCAGCAGAAUGGUGAAUUUAUGUCUAACAAAUGUUUUUAUAUUGUAUGUGGAUUUCUAACACAGUAAUCUUGUUCUGUAUCAUUUAAACUACAUGCAAAUAAGUAAAUAUAUUAAAUAUAUCUACUGUUUUUUCUUUUCAAGUUCAAAAAAUACCAAUUUCUAGAAUCUGUUCCGCAGUACUUUUUAUCAUAGAUAUUUAUGUCUAUUGUUUGAAAUGUUUACAGCCAGGUGAGGCCAUGUUAUUCAGAUCACAUCCUUUUUAUACUACCUCCUUUAAGAAACUGACAAAGAGCUUUUGCAAAAUUAAGUUCUAGCCUGAUCAGUAAUGGCAAAUUUAUACCAACAAUAGCAUUGAGAAUACAGCUAUAAGUUCUUUUGCUGUCAUAUUGCUAUGCUGUUCUAUUUUAAUUUAAAAGCUAUACCUUAAUAGCUCUGAGGGAGUCUUGAUUUUAGGCUUGCUGUUGCCUUUUUUAAUUUUGUGAUUAGAAAGAAUGCUUUUUCAAUUAAAACUUAUGAAGUGCCAGCUCUUUACUUAAAACACAGAUAUACAUGCACAGCAUGUAUGACCAAAUCUACUUUCUUAGAAAACUAAGUACUUACAAGGGUUGUUCUCAUACCUAGCAUUAAGCAUGUGCACUUUUAUUGCUGUGCAGGAGAAAAGUCUUUUGAUAGCCCCAAGUGGUUUUUGCUUUACAGAUUAAAUAAAUGAAUUUUAAAGUCCUGUAGUGGUCAACAACUUUAGACCUCCUGAUGCUUCAUUUUGUAUUUAGUUUACAUAUUGUUAUUGCUGACUUCUAACGGCCAAGUAGAAAUGUCAUCAGAACUUGGUGCUUUUGGUUAUUUGAAUAUCCAAAGGUUUCGCACUUCCCAGGGCAGUCAGUUAACAGAGAAAAGUUUCUGGGACAUCCCAAACUCGAUAACUUUGUGGGACAAUCUGGAGACAUGCACACAGCCAAAUUAUUUUUGCUAGUUAUCAUUAGAGAUAUUUCAUGCUCAAAAGAGUUUGAGAUAGAACUUUUCAAAUGUUCUUGCUGUCAGUUAAAAAUUUAAAGAAACUACAGUAUGACAACAUUCUUGUAUUACUUUACUGUUCUGUUGACCAAUUAAAUGUAAAAGUAACAUAGAGUCUAGCUUCAUAAUUUGGGUAGCAAUUGCUGAAGCUCUUAGAUUAUUCCUCAAGGAGAAUACUGUAAAGGUAAUGGAAACUCAGAUCUUUUCUCUUGUGGUGUUUUUAAUGGACAAAAUGAAGUAAGUCAAGGCCAUUUACUUCUGAUAAUAGAAGUAAUAGUUGUAAUUGAUUAAAGGGAUACCCUAGUACUUAAAAAACUGGCUUGACUGUAGAUGUAAAUACGUGGACUUUUAAUGAAUUCUUGUAUGUGGUCAUGGAGUUACCAAAUCAUAACUGUGGAUGGUGCUUUUGUUCUAGAGGCAAGGUAAGAUUGACUUGAGGAUUGUUAUUGAGAAAUUACUAAUAAAAUAGUGCAUUCUUUUUAACUGCCAAAAGUUGUAUUUUGACAGCAUCAAUAAUACAGUAUUAAACAUUGUCAGUAUCUGUGCCUUAUUUUAAAUGAAUUUUCUUACUGUUUUCAGGCAGCUACUAGACUGUAAGAACAGGAUUCCGAUGUCUCCGUUACGAAAUUAUUUUUGUGUCAUGAUCUUAAUUUAAACUAUUCACACUAUAUUCAGGCUCAGCUUCUUGUAUUCUCUUUAGUUCUCAAAUGGCUAGGAAUCAGUUUUGCUGUUACAGAAUGUACAAGUGUAAUAUCUGGUCAAAGGACAUGAGUAAAAUGUCUUACUAGCUGUAUAACUCCAUUAAUUCCAUAUAGUUGUCUCAGUGAAUCCAAGAAUUAAGUUUAUGAACUAUCAUAUGCAUAAGUGCUAUCAUGUGAUACUUUCUGAAAAUGCUGUUUCUAGGAUAUGUCUUAAGAAUCAAGCAGAAUUAAUCCUUUUCCUAUAUGUUCUUGUUAUGCAGAAGCACUUAUGUACUUGAGGAUGAAGGAUUCCUCCACAAAGCUGUUCAUGUUAUACUAUUUGAUAAGAAACUAAUAUCUUUGAAAAACAGUGUGUCUUUUGCCUCAAUGUCCCCUGAAAAUACUUAAGGCUGUAUUGCUUAAAGAGUACUUAUUUGAAGUGUGACCUAGGACUUACCCAUUCCCUAAACUGAAACUGAAGAAUCCUUCUGGCAAUCUUUCUCUUUCUGCAGAGUUAAGGAAAAAGAAAAUCCAGUGUUUUGUAACUAAGAGUCAAAGUUUAGGUAUUGCUUAGAGCUUGCUGAAGAGUGGAGAUAGAAAAAGCUACCCCAUUAAUUAGCUGGAUAAGAAGUUAGCAUGUCUUAAUGAUUAUGUAUGUCUCAGUUUUGAAGGAGUUACACCUAUUUCUCAGUAAAGAGUACUCAUAUCACACAGGUACUGCUACUUAAUAGUGCUUACAGAUUGUUGCUGGUAUUAAAAAAAUUAGCAUUAGCCUCCAGCAGCUUACCUUCUGCAGUGAGAUAUAAAUAAAAUGAUCUCUCCCUUCCUGUAGGCUGCUUUAUUGUUAUCACAGUUUUAACACUUGAGGUGCAGGGGGGCUGGGAGAAUAGGAAAGGACAAAAAAGUACACAUGUGCUGUGUAGAGGGACAUCAGCCCCACUGCGUUAUACCAUAAUGUAAAGCAGGCUGUGUUUUCACUGUCUGGCAUCUGAAGCAGGCAAGUUUGGAGUUAGAAGUCUUUACACAUUUUGCAUUGAAGAGAGAAAGGUUUUGAAGAUGGAUGCUAUAGUGCUAAUUUGUGAUGUGUUGAUUCUUUUUUUUUCUUGAAUGAGUGGACAUUUUUGUGUGUAGAAACUUGAAAGUAUCUAAGCUUACAUUUUGAAUUAGCAAAUGGUUGCUUUUGCCAGUUCAUCUUGCCAGAUCUUCCAGUUUUACAGAAGACUGAACAUCUGUCUAAGUGUGGAGAUUUGCAGCUAUAUUUUGUGCUGAGUUUUCUGGUACAAAGUGAAACAGGUGUUUCAUAGUCAACUAUUUCAGAAUACAAAACCAUGCAAAUCAUCCUACUGGUGUGAAGUUAUUCCAACUUUUCACAAUGCAAAUGUUUAAUUUUGUGAAAGCAGUUGAUUCUUAUGUAAGGAACUUUAUAUUGAGUUGAUGCUGCAUUAGAGGAGGAAAAAAAAAUGAAGCCAUUUUUAAUAGCCUUUGUAAAAGCCAGACAGCGUAGUCUAAUUUUUCUCUUCAGUCUACUAUCCUACACACAGUAAUCAUUGUAGGCUACAGAUAAACAUUCACAGAGAAAAUAGAUUGAGCAUGCUUGUGUUUUUAAUGCUUAUAUUAUCCUUCCUUAGACAAUUUAUGUUUAGUCUAUGAGUUAAAUGGCUUGGUGUGUCUCAGAAGGAGACUAAAUGCAAGUGUUUUUCUCUCUGCUUCCACAUUUGUUCUUCAAGUCUUAAUGAAGUUAUUUAUUCCUCUUUAGUUUAAAUAUCCUUUGAGUGUCUAUUUUUAGAAGGGGGGGAGGGGAGGAUGAGAACUCUAGACAAAACACGGGGCUAACUAUUUAACAAGAUUCAUUUUGAAGCAAUUGUGAAAACUUUUCAUCUCUAAAACUUUUCACACAAAUUUUGUUAAUAGCUACUAAUUGAAGUGGGCACUCACAGAUGCAAGUUUGACUUUGAACCUUGUUGGAAAAAAAUAAAGUGUUUUCAUUCUAAAUAACCA